ACUAAACUCGGACUUGGGCUGUGGCAAAACGUUAACUACUGAUAGUAAGGAAGCUCGGUUUGUCCCCCCACACUAAGUGGGAGAGCUGAAAACAACACGCCGCGUCACAGCCUCUUGACCUGUCAGUGAUCCCCGCCGCCUUCCCAGGUGAGGAAACUGAGGCCGAGGGGAAGGAAAGGCCUGCCUGCAGUUCAGAGUCACCUCGUUCCUUCCUGAAAUCACCCACCGUUUGACAGGAGCGCUGUCCCGUCCCGACGACCCUCAGAAAGGCUCCGAGGAGCCCGAAAGGAACCCGUCCUCAUCCCGUCGCCAGAUUCCGGGGCUAAAAACAGGCGCCCCGUCCUUGCCCGGGUACAGGCAUGGGCAUCGGGUGGGCCCAGGCGCUAAAAGUGCUCUUUUCCCGGGGCCCACCGCUGCCGCCCGCCGGUUCUCCCGGGAGGAGAGGCCAUCACUCACCUGCGACUGGAGAGAACGCGAUUCCUUUCUCGGCGUCGGCCCUCGGCACUCCGGUGUCAAGCGCGAUGGCUGCCGCGGCCCGAACUCGCGUCAGCUCCUUCCGGGCCGGCGGGUGCUUCACUCCCGAAGGUUCUCGGGACUGCAGCGCCACGCGCCGAAGUUCCGCCUCCUGGCGGUUCCGCGGCCAAUCCCACCGUGAGCGCGCCGAGACCUGGGGAGAGCUCCAGACAUCCAACUGAACGCGCUUCUGGGGCCGCGGGCCUAAACAGAGAAGGGAACACAGGUGUUUAGCUUGGGGAAAUUAUAUGCGACAUCCUUUUUUGAAAAACACAUUUUUAAAGGACACUUGUUUCUUGAAUGCAACAAGUAAUUUACAAAAUGUAACUGCGCGCCAGAUAGUAUGUUGGAUGCUAGCUGUUGAGCUUUAAGCAAGACUGACUCCGCAGUUCUUUGCUAAUGGAUGCUGCUUUUCUUAAAUGUAUUCAGAUGGGAUUCCUUGGGUGCCUUGCAUGAAACUGUGAUGACAGUGCUUCCAAGAUUGCUCUCAACACUAGGAUUCUAGGUGAUGCGGACAGAACAAGGAGGUGUUUGGGGACCGAAGCAGAGUUUCCCGAUAGAUUGCCAACAAAGCCUAUGAUGGCUCUGCUAGAUCUCCUCCUCUUUCCCACCAGCCUCAGGAAACGCCUUACUCAUGGGUCCUCCCUUCGUGCUUGUCAUUCCUCUGCCAAAGUCUUCCCCAGAUUGCUCCUCUCCUUCCUUUUAACAUCUACACACUCUUCCCAUCUCUUAUCAAAGCCUCCCUUUCAGGCUUGGUUAAGCCCUCCUUUACAGGCUUCCCAGCAACUGUACAAUUUACCGUAUCAUUGAAUUUAUGUUGCUUAUAAUUGUACAGUUAAAUUUGUAUGAUUAUUUAUCUGUAGCUUUCCCCAGCAGAUGUUCUAUCAAGGUUCCUUAGGUCAAGAACCACAUCUGCCUUUUCCUCUCUUGAAUCCAUUUUCAGUGCCUGGCAUACAAUAGGUGCAUAAUAUAUAUGAGCAAGUGGGAGUUCCUGUUGUGGCACAGCAGAAAUGAAUCUGACUAAUAUCCAUGAAGAUGUGUGUCGGAUCCCUGGCCUCAUUCAGUGGGUCAGGGAUUGUGGCAUUGUCGUGAGCUGUGGUGUAGGUUGCAGACAUGGCUCGAAUCCCACAUCGCUGUGGCUGUGGUGUACACUGGCAGCUGCAGCUCCAAUUUGACCCCUAACCUGGGAACUUCCAUAUGCCAGGGGUGCAGCCCUAAUAAAAAA
Messenger RNA from Phacochoerus africanus (Common warthog), 1738 nucleotides. RefSeq lists its product as uncharacterized. NCBI's taxonomy places the organism in Eukaryota, Metazoa, Chordata, Mammalia, Artiodactyla, Suidae. The transcript has a single exon. The record is from RefSeq and is a predicted model, not a curated record. The coding region runs from base 360 to 695 and encodes 111 amino acids.